Molecule: messenger RNA, 3543 nt
Organism: Neopsephotus bourkii (Bourke's parrot)
Lineage: Eukaryota; Metazoa; Chordata; Aves; Psittaciformes; Psittacidae
Gene: RNF208
Product: ring finger protein 208
Exons: 2
Coding region: 1357-2154 (265 amino acids)
Biological process (GO): protein ubiquitination
Molecular function (GO): ubiquitin protein ligase activity
Source: RefSeq, a predicted model, not a curated record
CCCGGCGCUGCUGAGCGAGGGAAAUGUGAGCCGGCUGCACCACUGCGGCGGCACUGCGGGAGCCGGCGGCAGCGGAGCGGGAGCGCGCAGGCAGCGCCCGCGCCCGCGAGCCCCGGGGACAGCGGGGACGGAGCCCGCCCGCCCGGCGGCACCUGCCGGAGGGGAAAGCGGGGUCCGCAGGCUGCAGCCCCCCCUCCCGCACCCGGACGGCAGCGGUGUUGCAUCAGCCCCGAGCGGAGCGGCGGCUCCGCGGCCGGAGGAGGCGGCGGGAGCCGGGAAGGGAGAGCGGAGCCCGGGCCGGGCGGGAGGUGCCUCCCCGGCGCUACCUGCCGCCUCCCCCCCGCUCCCGCAGCGCGUCCCCGCGGAGCAUCCGGAGCCGGCGGGAGCCCGGCGCCGCCAGCGCUGCCUUUGUGCCCCGUACCGGACCCCCCCGCGUCGGCGGGGAAGCUGCUGGAGGAGGCUGCCGGGCCGUGGGAAGCAGCGGCGGUGGAGACCCGUGGGCAUCCUCGGGGAGCAGCGCCUGCAUCCCUCUGCCUUUCAGAUAACCUUUAGCUGCUUGGGCCUCUGAACCUCUGCGGGAACGGAGCGCGGGUCUGCAGGUUAAACUGGGGGCACGGCGGCCCCGGGAGCCCCCGUCCGAAGCACGGUGGGGCAAUGCAGCAAGCAGGAAGCUGAGCUGGGCCCAGAGGUGCCAGGGGCGGACGGGACGAGGCAGCAGCGCAGGUGAGGUGCCCCCCCCCAGCGUGGGAUGCUCCCGGAGCCCCUGCCCCACGGGACCUGCAGCUGAGGGCGAGCAGGAGAGCCGGGAAGUCAGAGCAAAGGAAUUUGCAAACACAUUCUUCAGCACCACGACGAUCCCACGGCACGUAAACAGGAAUUAAAGGCCCAGCAGAGGCGGGGGCCGGGGCGAGGCGGGGGCUGCCUCCGGUUCCUGCAGGACCCCCCCUGCCCCGAUUCACCUGCCCUGAGCAGCGCCUGGUGCCACGGACCCAAAUUUAGUGUUCCCAAGUGCAGCUGAUCCAGCGUGGGAAGUGCCAGUGGAGGCAAAGCGGGGGUGCCGAGUGACGGCCAAUGUCACAUUAACAUCCCUGCGAGGCGCUGUGGGGAGCUGAUGCUUUGAUCGCCUGCCCAAGAGCAUCCUCCAGGGCAGGCAGGAUGUUGCUGUGAGCCCUGCUCGCCCCUGCCCACCCCGGCCUCACACCCUCAGGGCUGGCCGCAGAAGAGGGGUGUGGGGCCUGCCGGCGCUGCCCCUCAUCCCCAGGAUGUUCUCCCGCGCCAGUGGCUGUUCCCUGUGCUCCUGCUCUGCAGCCAGACCGAGAUUGAAAGCUCAUCAGGCUGCCGGCAUGUUUUAGCCUCAUGCAGGCAUCCCUCAGAGACCCCAGAGCAGUGGACAGUAAUGUGAAAACAAUACUCAUGUCGUGUCUGAAAGGGCAACAGGUCAUCAUUAAGAUGGAGGCAAUGAAAAUCAUCCACCCAGAGAAGUUUUCGGAGCUGCAGGCCUCACAGCCGCGCUACGCGCCCGCCCCGCGCCGGGAGCCGCCCCUCGUGGCCAAGCGCGCGUGGCCCUCCGAGUCCGAGAUCAUCGUCAACCAGGCCUGCGGGGACAUCCCCGCCUUGGAUGCCACCCCCGGCCCCCUGCCGCUGCCCCGGACUCCCCCCCUGCCGCGGCGAGAGCGCGGGUACCAGAGCCAGCGGAAGGGCAGCUCCGAGGUCUGCUACCACCGGCAGCCGCCGUCGGACGAGGUGAUCGUCAACCAGUACGUGCUGCACCCCUCGACGCCCUGCGAGCCCCUCGAGUGCCCCACCUGCGGCCACAUGUACAACUUCACCAACAAGCGGCCCCGCAUCCUGUCCUGCCUGCACUCGGUGUGCGAGGAGUGCCUGCAGAUCCUCUACGAGUCCUGCCCCAAGUACAAGUUCAUCUCCUGCCCCACCUGCAAGCGGGAGACCGUCCUCUUCACCGACUACGGGCUGGCGGCUCUGGCCGUCAACACCAGUAUCCUCAACAGACUGCCGGCCGAGGCGCUGGCCGCCAACCCCGUCCAGUGGAGCAGCGACACCGACCGCAGCUGCUACCAGACCUUCCGCCAGUACUGCGGGGCUGCCUGUACCUGCCACAUCCGAAACCCGCUGUCUUCCUGCACCAUCAUGUGAGCCCCGCGCCCCUGCCCGCACCACCGGGUGGGAGAGGACAGCACAGUGCCGCGGCCGGGCCCCAGCCCCUUCUUUACUGAUGGCACAGCCCAGCGGAUGCUCUGAUGCUCACCAUAGCUGAGGAUGUGGGACCGGCAUCCUUGCCAGCAUUGGUGGGGGGCAAUGGGGAUGCUGGGACCUGGCAGCAGCCCCCCAAGCCCCAGUGGUACCUGGGGAGAGGGACACUGGGAUGGGGAGCACAUCUACCAGUGCAUCCAGAGGCUCCAUUUCCCCUGGUCCUGUGACAAGUGUCCCCAGUGUGCAUCCAGCAUCUCACUGUGCUCCUUCCCCAGCCGCCUUCUCCCUCCUCUCUCCCUGUGGCUCCUGAGAGUGGACACUGGGUCCCAGCCAGAGCGACACCUUCCCCAUCGCCCCACACAAGGAGGUGCACGGUGCCACGCUGGGUCACCUGCGCAGCACAGGAGGUGAGGACGGGUCCCCGCUGUGUUGUCCCCCCCACACCCUGUAAGUUAUUUGCCAAAGCUUUCAUCUCAGCGGCCAAGCCGCCGUGCACCCGAGUCGUUGUAGCCACGCCAAGCGCCGCACCGGCCCCUCGGUUGCCAGCAGACACGCGGCCCGUUUCCUCCACAGGCCCUUGAGGAAAGCUCCACUUUAUCCUCGUUUUGGAGGAUUCUUGUUUUUGACCCCUCCGUCCCUGGCUGCCCCAUCCCAGGCCACUGCACACUCACAAAGGCAUUGAGCCGUGGCUGUUCUCCGCUCCUCUGCACUGAUGCCCCAUGGGAUGGCCCAGGGGGGUGGCUCAGGGUCUUGUUCCCCAGGUUGCUGGCUCCAGUGAGGGGAUUUGGCUGGGGAGGGGGGGCAGAGAUCUGGCUCCUGCCCAUGGUCCCUUCCCUGGAGCUCACCUCUGCUCUGCCCCCUGUGCAGAGGGCUGGCAGGGCGGCAGGCCCCUGGGCACAGUCUUGCUUCCUCCAGGCACCUGGAGGCGCAGGUUUGCUGCCAACAAAGCAAAAAAGAAUUAAAGCAAAAGCCAUAAUUCACGGGUGCUCCUGUGGGGCCGAGCACCGCGACCCGGCUCCAGGGGCACUGGGGCUGGGCGAGCCAGAGGGGCCCUGCAGAGCCCCCACAGCGUCAGCUCCCAGCACUGGCUGAAGCCCAGCAUCCGCCCAGGGAGCAGGGCUGAACUGACCCCCCCUGCCCAUCCCGAGGGAUAGGGCGAUGCCGCCGGUGCAGCCCCAGGUACCACUCGCUGCCGGUGCAGAACAGGGCCGAUCCCGAUUCCGUGUUGCUCUGCCAAUGCCUCCCGCUGCUGGUUGUGAUGAUGAUCAUGUUUUAUACCCAGCCUUGAUCUAACCCCAUCAGUCUCCCCAAUAAAGAUUAUAUUGGAACGAA